Raphanus sativus (radish) is the source of this 1952-nucleotide messenger RNA. RefSeq lists its product as uncharacterized. Lineage: Eukaryota; Viridiplantae; Streptophyta; Magnoliopsida; Brassicales; Brassicaceae. Bases 804 to 1601 code for a protein of 265 amino acids. The transcript has 9 exons. The record is from RefSeq and is a predicted model, not a curated record.
GAACUUCUCUUCGCUCUUGUUUGACUCACGUGACUAUGCGACGGUUGAAAAUUAGAAGUAGCUUUAGUCAUGCCGUACCAACCGUCAGAUGAAACGGGUUAGAUCAUAAUCGACGGGCGAGAACCGCGCUCGAGAAUCGAUGUCGGUGAUCGCGUUUACGUGAUAUCACAAAACGACACAACUCCUUGAAAUGAUGAAAUCUAUUACUAGAAGAGACAAGUGUGGGGCCCAUUUCACAAAUCACAACAUGGAAGAUCAAGUAUCAUGGAAAGGGGUCCCACUGUUUAGAUUCGGCGCGUGAUCUCCAUCUGUUAGGUUGCGUGACUAAAUAGCUUUUAGUUGUUGUCUAAACAACCUUAAUUAAUCGAAUGCAUAAAUACUUUGUUUAUAACGAUGUUGAGAUUUAAAUCUAUAAUAUAAUACCACAGUUGAGGCUCUCCCUGCUUGCCACGUCAUCAUUUUUUUCGCGGGUGGGCUUUUCUCUUUUAUUUUUUGGGCUUCUCUUAAGAAUAUUUUAUUUUCCUCGCGGCCUAUAACUUCUCAUCUCAAUACUCGACGACACAAAAGAAAGCACGAUUAGGGAUUCUGCUGCCUCUGUCUAGAUCUUUCUAUGGCGAUUCCUCUUCCGAUUUUCAUCUUCUAAGAUCGAUCUUUAACACACUGCGCUAUGGCCACGAAUCGAUUCAUCAUUCCGGCCAAUUAACACCACAAAUCCCACGAACUCUCCGUCUUCUUAUGCGUAUCAAAACCCAUUAACACCACAAAUCCGGAGAUGGCUGAGACUGGAAUCAAGCUUCACAACCAUGCUAUCUCAGUUUAUCUUCACUCCAAAAGCUAGAAUCCUCUUUCGAAAAUGUUUCUUUGUAAACAUGGAUGUGGCCGCAGUGGAAACUGAUCGAUUGCGAUUAUCUCCAUCGUUCUUUCGAAGAUGGAGAAGUGAAAGAGGCGAAAAGGAUACGGACAGUCGUGAGGAAGGAGAGUUGGGUUACUGGGAACACAAAUUACUAACCGAACUUCUCGAGCAAAUUCAAGCAUCGCAACACCGGCGAAAUCCCCCAUCGUCUUGGAAAGCUUCGGGUUUUGAAAUCUAUGAUCGUGGCUCUAUCAGUUCACAGGAUCCAUCAAGACCCAAGCUGUUGAUACACCCUAUUGCUUCCCGUAAAGGUAAACUCUAUCUGAACUCCAAACCAGUGAUCACAUUUUAUUUUGCCAUCAAAGAGUUCAUAAGCAGCUUGGGAGGUGCAGCAGCAGAGGUUUUCCCGUGUAUUGAUACCAGGGAAGGAAUAAAAAAAGAACUUGUGCCAACCAGAGAUCUAAACACAUACAUCUCCAACUCUAACAAGCAGACACAGGUAUGUGUUUCUCCUGGCAUUACCGGGGUUAUCAGUGUCACGUUUGUGAUCUUGAACAGGGAGUUGAUUAAGCUCAUCAAGCAAGAUGCAGCUACUCUGGCUCUUGAGGAGAUGAGUGGCGGUGGAGGGCAAGAUCUACCAAGAUGCCUUGAAGAUCUAGCUGGCGAGGAUUACAUUUUUCCAGAUUGUCACUCAAUACAGGUUCACUUCAAACCACCACUGUACCUUCAGAGUCUCUGCAAUCAGUGAUGAUAGCUUCUUUGGCACUCAAUCAGAUAGUAGCAGUAGCAACCAAGCUUAAGUCGUUGACAGGGAUGGUGGACAAGCAACAGCAGCAACCAGCUACACGGUUGAUGCAGCGAAGAGAGCUAUGGGAGUUGACGAAGCACAUCCUCCCGACUUUGAAGACAAAGAAAAACCUGCAAAUGCUCCCGUCAGUGAUAGUUUGAAGUCGAUCAAACUGUCUAUCCCACUUAGUCUUCAUUGCUUUUAAAAUUGCAACAUUCCUAUGUUUUCCCUAUUUUAAACUUUGCUUCUAUCUUGCAUUUUCGGCUACUAUGAUUUCAUAUAAUAAAGGCAAGUUGACAGGUCUUUGCAUAA